This is a messenger RNA of Aureobasidium musti, 585 nucleotides long. The record is from the annotation of a GenBank genome assembly. Lineage: Eukaryota; Fungi; Ascomycota; Dothideomycetes; Dothideales; Saccotheciaceae.
AUGUCGCUCGAGUCGCACUAUCCUUCCAAUUGUCCAUUCUGUCGUAUAAGCGAAGCGUACCCUGCUUCUUCUGGCAACCCAAUACCCUCGGCUCCUGACCCAACCCUCGUCGAUCCAAAUGCCUUCAUUAUCCUAUCCUCUGAUCACGUACUUGCCUUCCUGGAUAUCCUGCCUAUGACCACUGGUCAUGUUCUGCUUACCACACGCGUGCAUCACGAGAAGCUCAGCGAAGUACCCAUCGGCCCUACUGCUCAAGCCCUAGGUUACUGGAUGCCGCUCAUGUCGAGAGCACUUGCCAAAACGCUUGAUGUCGAGGACUGGAAUGUCGUACAAAAUAAUGGCAUCCGUGCCGCCCAGGUCGUGCCCCAUGUGCAUUUCCACUUCAUCCCUAGAUACUCAGAAGGCCGCCGUCCGCCAUCUAAGAAGAUCAAGGGUGACACGUUCGAGAUUAAGAGCUGGAAGAUGUUUGGCCGUGGUCAGAGGGAAGAGCUAGAUGAGGAAGAGGCCGUCGUCUUGGCCCAAAAGAUACGCGACGCUCUGAAAGAAGAAGUCGAGGCCUUGGAAAAGGAUACUGUCAAAUUGUGA